Molecule: messenger RNA, 2744 nt
Organism: Eptesicus fuscus (big brown bat)
Lineage: Eukaryota; Metazoa; Chordata; Mammalia; Chiroptera; Vespertilionidae
Gene: SLFN5
Product: schlafen family member 5
Exons: 5
Coding region: 72-2744 (890 amino acids)
Source: RefSeq, a predicted model, not a curated record
UCUCCGGGAGGGAGGCGCGCUGCAGAGGAGAAACCUUGACCGGAGAACAUUUCAGGGUAAGAAUAGAGAAGAUGAGUCUCAAGACUGAUUUGGAAACGAACUUUGCUGAGUGUGUUUUAAAUGCAGGAAAAGUCAUCCUUGGGGAGAAGCAAAGGAGUGAAAUGGACCCUGACCUGCAGAAAGAACAGAAUCAAAGCAUCUUGCAUGCAAUAUGUGCUCUGCUGAAUUCUGGGGGAGGAGUGAUCAAGAUUGAGAUUGCGAACGAAGACUACGAAUAUAGAAUCCAUGGAGUGGGAUUGAAAUUGCUUCCAAUGUUCAAUGGCUAUUUAGAUGAGAUCCAACAGGAAGACCAAAACCUCUUUUUUAUUUUUGUGAAAUCAUGGAAUGCAAAGGCCUCUGGGGUACGGCUUGCUACUUUGUCCUCCAAUUUGUACCAGAGACAUAAAACAUCUACUAAUAAGAUGACAUCCGAGGAAGCACUGGCGUUUCUCAAAGGGAAGACUCAGACAUUUAGGGAUACUUUCAGUUUAAGUCCACAGAAUAUUCAGGACUGUGUACAAAGCGAAGAAGACAUAAAGGCCUCAGCUGCUGCUUUAUUUGAUAGAGAUUACCUCCAGUACUUGGAAACGCUCAGUUUUACUCAGUCCACUCACGUUGAAUUUAAAAUGUUCUCAGAAGAGGAAUUGCAACAUUUUGAGAAGGAUCUUUCCAGAUGUGUGUCUGCAUUUGCAAACACCGAAGGAGGGUACAUAUUUUGGGGGGUGCAUACAGGGACGCGUCAAGUUAUUGGAUGUGAAGAAGAGAAAAUAGAUCCCAACACCAUGAGGGACUCCAUUGGUAGCUGGAUUAGGAAGUUACCUGUCCAUCAUUUCUGUACCCAGAGGUGUGAGAUAAAAUAUGCCAUCAAAUUCCUUGAAGUAAAAAAUCAGGGGGCCCUCCAUGGAUAUGUCUGUGCAGUCAAAGUGGAGCAAUUCUGCUGUGCAGUGUUUGCCGAAGAGCCUAGUGCCUGGCAGGUGAAGGACAACCAGGUGACACGGCUGGCCACAAAGGAAUGGACAACUUGGAUGAUAGAAGCUGACCCAGAUCUUUCCAGAAUUUCUGACAUGGUCCUUCAAGUGAGUGUGUCAUCUACCAUACCCAAAAGCAGGAGUGUGUGCACUCAUAAGAAUUUGGAAUGUCUGGAAGAACAGCAAAAACGCUACUUUCCAGUAUCAUCAGACAACAUGCUGUAUGUUCCACAAAAACUCUACAUGGAACUCUUCUUAGAAAAUGGAGGACUCAGACGCUUAAUAAAUAAGGAAAUACGCGGUGUCUCUCAAGGAAUAUUGAUUUUUUCUCGAAGCUGGGCUGUGGAUGUGGGUUUGCAAGAGAAGCAGGAAGUCAUCUGUGAUGUUCUUCUGCUUUCCCAGAAAAAAAUCCCAGUCCUCUACACCAUCUUCAGAAAGGACGAUUGCUGUUGGAAGGACUAUACUCUGAGAGUCGCCCGUACCUUAAAGCAGAAGUUGGUGAACACAGGUGGCUACACUGGAAAAUUGAGCAUCAUUCCCAAGGCCUUCCUGCUGAAUCCUGAUACAACAGCAAAAGCCCUUAAUGGUUCAAAAUUGCCAAGUUACCCUGUGUCCUAUUGCCGGAUGACCACGGAGGACAUGGAAGUUCUGUUGCAGUCCCUAGUGAUAGUAUUGUGUGGGUUCAGAUCUUUGUUAAGUGAAGAGCUGGGCUGUGAGGUUUUGAACCUACUCACAGAUAAACAAUAUGAGUUGCUUUCAAAGAACCUUCGCAAGACCAGAUUGCUAUUUGUGCAUGGCUUACCUGGAUCAGGGAAGACCAUCGUGGCUUUUAGGAUCAUGGAAAAGAUCAGGAAUGUGUUUCACUGUCAACCAGGUAACAUUCUUUACAUCUGUGAGAACAAGCCCCUGCAAGAAAUCGUGAGGCACAAAAACAUCUGCAAGGCAGUGACCCGAAAAGCCUUCAUGAAAACAAACUCAAACUUUGAAAACAUUCAACACAUCAUCAUCGAUGAAGCUCAGAAUUUCCGCACUGAAGAUGGGGAUUGGUAUGAGAAGGCAAAAACCAUCACUCAGAGAGGAAAGGAUGGCCCUGGAAUUCUCUGGGUCUUUCUGGACUACUUUCAGACGAGUCACAUGGAGUACUCUGGCCUCCCCGACCUCCAAUACCAGUACCCAAGAGAAAAUCUCAUCAGAGUGGUCCGCAAUGCAGAGCCAAUAGCCAAGCACCUACAAAAAAUAAUGCAUGAAGUCAGACAAAAUCCACCACCUAACAUCCCCUCCGAGUACCUGAAUAUAUUCAGUGAAGCUGAAUGGUCUCAAGGUGUUCCAGGCAAUUUAGAGAUUAGUGAGCACAAGGAUAUGGAGCAGUUGGUGGAUUAUAUAGCAGAAAAAUGCCAUUUGCUUCUGAAGGCUGGAUAUUCCUGCAGGGAUAUUGCUGUGAUUUGCAGCAUAGCAAGUGAUGUACCCAAAUAUAUAGGUAAGCUUCGAAGAGCAAUAAGGAAGAGAAAAAGGUCUCAGUCCAGUGAGGAAUCUGAUCUGUUAGUAGUAGAAAGUGCAUCAGCUAUCAUGGGCAAUCACAUUGUAUUGGACAGUGUCCGUCGAUUUUCAGGCCUGGAAAGGAACAUCGUGUUUGGGAUCAAUCCAAGGGCAGCGCAGCCAGCUGUCUUCCACAAUCUUAUGCUCUCUUUGGCUUCUAGGGCAAGGAAACAGCUGUAUAUUCUGAAGUUUUCCAACUGA